GGACCCACGAAGCGGCCGGAGCCGAGUCGGCCUCCAUGGAGCUUCCGCGGCUCCUGACUCCGCCGCAGUCGACCGCCUGGGGCUGGGGAGGGUCUGUGGAGGCUGCGCGCGAAACUGGGCUCCGCCUCGGGACCCGACAGCAAGCCUGAGGAGGGCCGAAGGCUCCGGGGCGGCCGAAGCAGCGGCGCCGAAGCGCUCUCCUUGCCGAGCCGCAGGCUGUCCUGGAAGCGGCGGCGGCGGCACCGCUCGCCUUCUCUGUCUCUCUCUGCCCCUCGGGUGGAGCGGCGACGCUGAGUGAUUGCUUCCCCCCCCGAGACUGUCGGCCGCUCCUUCUCCGCGGCCGCCCCCGGAGAUACGAAGCCCCGCCGGAUCGAGCGACCGCCGCCACCUGCGCUUCUCUGCCUACCUUCAUCCAUCUCCUUGGCAGAAAGCGAAGCCCCAGGAGGCGAGCGGGCAGGCCCAGAGCUGCCCCUCUCUUCGGGAAUCGAGUGACGGACUGCUCGGCCUCUGGAGCCCCAUCCUCUGCUUUUAAAGCAUUUGGAUCCCAGUGCCCCCCCUUCCUCGUCUCCUUCGAAUAAGCUGUUGUGUGUCGUCUUCCUUGCAGCUGCUGUAGAGCUUAGGUUAUUAUCCCGGCUUCUUCGUUCGGAUUCGUUUCCACCUUUUAAAACCCGAUAAUAUAUUUUUUUUAAUCUCCUUUCCCCCACCAUCCAUAUCAUUUUAAGCUUCCUCCAGUGGCUGAAUGUAUGGAAAGGACUAGGCACCCAGGGUGGCACUCUUGCUUCUUGUAGCGAUUCUAAUUCCUUUUUAUUGUGAUAUGGAAUAACAUGCAUUUAUGCACACAAUAAUCUUUUGUUCAAGAGACGUUUUGAAGAUAAAAUUUACAUUUUUUUAGGGCUGAAAAUGUUCCUAAAGUGGGUUUUGCCUUAUUGGAGCUAUUUAUCCUCUGUUCCCAUUUUCGUCCUGUUUAAUUGUUACACUCUUCCAGCUAGUGCAGAUAAUGCUAGUCAAGCAUAUUAUACAGCCCUCAUAAAUGUGACUGUACUGAGUCCUGAUCGUUCAACACCUACUUUGCUGAUACUUGAGCGUGGGCGCUAUGGACAAGAUUCUCCCAAAGUAGCUGUCAGAGGCCAACUUUUGGCACCUCUGCCAAUCAAUGGAGUUUCAGAUCGUUUAGGCUGUGAUCCACGAACUCGGUUUCCAGUUCCUACAAACAAGCAGUGGGUUGCCCUACUGCAGCGAGGAAAUUGCACCUUUAAACAAAAAAUCCUGCGGGCAGCUUUACAUAAUGCUUCAGCUGUGGUAAUUUACAAUAAUAUGUCAAGUGAGGAGCCUGUCACCAUGACUCAUCCAGGAACUGGAGACAUUGUCACUGUCAUGAUCACAGAAUUGAAGGUUAAGGAGAUUCUGAAUUACUUGGAGAAAAAUAUGUCUGUCAUUAUUGCAAUAGCAGUUGGAACCCGCUAUCCAAACAAAAACUUUAGCCGUGGUUCUCUUGUCUUUGUAUCAAUAUCGUUCAUAGUUUUGAUGAUAAUUUCUUCAGCAUGGUUAAUAUUUUACUUCAUCCAGAAGAUCAGAUAUACAAGUGCACGUGAUCGGAACCAGCGUCGACUUGGAGAUGCAGCAAAAAAAGCUGUUGGUAAAUUGACAACAAGAACAGUGAAGAAAGGGGAUAAGGAAACGGAUCCAGACUUCGAUCAUUGUGCUGUUUGCAUUGAAAGUUACAAGCAGAAUGAUGUUGUCCGCAUUCUUCCAUGCAAACAUGUUUUCCACAAAACCUGUGUGGAUCCAUGGCUCAGUGAACACUGCACUUGUCCUAUGUGUAAACUGAACAUUUUGAAGGCUCUGGGAAUUGUGACAAAUGUGCCAUGUGCUGACAAUAUGGCCUUUGACAUGGAAAGGCUCACCAGAGGCCAACUAGGCAACAGGAGAUCAGUUCUUGGUGACCUUACCAGUGACACCUCACUCACUCUUGAGCCCCUGCGUACUUCUGGAAUAUCACAGUUUCCACAGGAUGGGGAGCUGACUCCAAGAACAGGAGAGAUCAAUAUUGCUGUAACUAGUGGCCACUUCUUUCACCGUAAUUCCCUCUCUCCUCGGAGCCUGGUUUAUGAGAAUGACUUCUCUUCCAUUGAGCCUGUCUUGGACAUGUAUGAUGAGAACAAGACCUGAAGGGGAUCUGCAUUCUUCUUGCUUUGCUCUCUUUCCCCUUUCCUUUUCCGUUUCUCAUUCCUAUUGUUGUGUACUCCUUCCAUGGGUGUCCUUUGUCUGAAGAAGAGCUGCCUUUUCCAGAACAUGUGCCUGGCUGCCAGGCUGCAAAGGUGAAGCUCAGCUGAGGCAAUAUCCAAGGAUGACAUCUGUAAACGGAUGAAGUGUGUGCACAAAGUCGGCUGUUGGAGGUUGCCGAGUGACCAAGUUGUCAUUAGCAGUGCCAGCGGGAUGGUGUUGGUAUGCUAGAGGUUUUGCCCUACUCUCAGUUUUAAUUUUGUACAACAGUCACCUCUCGAGUAGGCACAUGAUAUUUCUCUUCUUUUUUUAAAAAAAAAAGUUGCAGUGUUUGCCAGCUUAGUUGCCUGAUGGAGGAGGUGGUAGGCUACAUGCCCAAAGCGCUCCAGUUAUUCUUCAUUCUAACCUUGAUCUUACACUGAACAUCCCCAUUCCAAAGGGAUCUAUGAGAAAUGUAUUAAUGUUCCAGCUUUCCAUUUAACAAGCUGAUGGCAGAACAAGCCAAUGUUACAGCAGCAUUACAGCCUGCAAUAUUCGUACAGGAUUUUUCAGGGGUGGGGGAUGAGGGUUCCUACUUCAUUGCUGCGGUUAAAUAUGAACAAAAGCUGCUUAGAAAGAAUGCAAAAAAACAAACAAAAACAGCCAUUUUUACAGCCUUCCUGCUGAAGGAAUCUCAGACUGAUGCUGCUGCUGAAAUUUAUAAAACCAAUAUUUGAUCUUUAGAUGAUUAAGACUUCUUAAGAAGAACCCAGGAAUCAGAAAUAGGUUAUUGCUUGUUUUUUUAAAAGGUGUGUACUUUUUCACUCUGAUUUUUAAAAAGCCACUUACGUUGGUGUUACAUACUGAAAGAACUGGAAGCAUCCUUCAUACAUUUUUACCUGAGAUAACUAAUCAUAAAGCAACAAACACUUUUCUGAAGCUACACCUGUUCCAGAGGACAUCAACAGUAUGAAUCCAGUAUGGAGGAAAUGCAGUUGCUACUUUGACAUCCAGGAGUAAAUCCAUAUUUACUAGAAUGGGACAGUGGCUGUAGGAAAUAAACUUUCCAACUGAUGCAAAAAUGGACAGCUAAAAGAACAAAGACUAUAGGGUGUGUGUUUUUUUAAGUAGUUGGCAGUGUUGCUUAAGCAAAAAAUAGCAAUUCGGAACAAAAUUAUGCGAUGGUGCAUCUAAAGUAGCUUUUCCUACUCUGGGUGCUGCAUAAAAUGUAACAAUUGAGAAUAGUCGUUCCCCCCCAUUGCAAAUCUGAGCUGCUGUAGAGAUAGAAGUGGUAUGCUUGUAGUUUGGACACUUAAUGCUCUUAUGAAUCUUGAUUGUUGAAGAAAUUGAAAACCAAAAGAAAAGGUAAGGAAUGUUGCGUGGGUGUCUCGUUCCAUUCAGGCAGCUUACAGAUGAAAAAUGUCUUGUUUUUCUCCUGCAGAAAGCGGGCUUUCACAAGAUCUCUCCUGCCCUGAAAUGUUGUGAUGCUGAAAGUUUUAUGCAAAGACUUGAAAUUAGCUCUGUGAAGCUAAGUGUUUCUUCGUUAGCAGGAAUGCCCUUUCUGUGUUGCUGAGAUGGCCAUAUUGUGUGUCUGAUCAUUCUUAACUGGGUGAUACAGAGCUUAGGGACUUAGCACUGGCAACCGUUUUGUUUGUUAUAUGUGCCAGGUAAGUUUUAAUGUACUCCACUGAACUGUAAGAGAUUCUUUACAAAAUCUAUUUAAAAGCACAGUCUUGAAGUAUUGUGAAUGAAAGUUUGAUGAUUUAGUGGAGAAGAUCAGUAAUACUGAUCACAUGAUUACAAUGAUAUUAUUUAAAUG
Molecule: messenger RNA, 4021 nt
Organism: Podarcis muralis (Common wall lizard)
Lineage: Eukaryota; Metazoa; Chordata; Lepidosauria; Squamata; Lacertidae
Gene: RNF130
Product: ring finger protein 130
Biological process (GO): ubiquitin-dependent protein catabolic process; positive regulation of DNA-templated transcription; protein ubiquitination
Cellular component (GO): nucleus
Molecular function (GO): ubiquitin protein ligase activity
Source: RefSeq, a predicted model, not a curated record